Messenger RNA from Myotis lucifugus (little brown bat), 1882 nucleotides. RefSeq names its product eukaryotic translation initiation factor 2 alpha kinase 2 (gene EIF2AK2). NCBI's taxonomy places the organism in Eukaryota, Metazoa, Chordata, Mammalia, Chiroptera, Vespertilionidae. The record is from RefSeq and is a predicted model, not a curated record. The transcript is spliced from 16 exons. Gene Ontology annotation, biological process: protein phosphorylation. Gene Ontology annotation, molecular function: protein kinase activity; ATP binding. Bases 135 to 1736 code for a protein of 533 amino acids.
CCGCAGAUGACCUGUGCGGGAGCGGGCGGGCGGGCGGGAGGCGGAGUCCGCGGGGAAAACGAAACUGAGAGGAAGCAGCCCAGACCCCGGCGGGGUUCGCGGACAGCAGCGGCGCCUGGUCACUGGAAGAAGAAAUGGCUGAUGAUCUUUCAGUAGGUUUCUACAUAGGAGAACUUAACAAAUACUGUCAGAAGAACAACAUAGAUGUUAAUUAUCGUGAAGUGUCUAAGACAGGACCUCCACAUGACUUAAGGUUUACAAUUCAAGUUAUAUUAGAUGGGAGAGAAUUUCCAGAAGCUAAAGGCAAAUCAAAGAAGGAAGCAAAAAAUGCUGCAGCCAAAUUAACUCUUGAAAAACUUAAAGAAGAACGGGAAUCUAGUCCUUUAUCCCUGCCGACAACAGAUACUUCAGAUGAUUUAUCCAGUGAGAAUUUCGUAGGUCGUCUUGAUAGGAUUGCCCAAAAGGAAAGACUGUCUGUAAAUUAUGAACAAAGAAGUGAAUUGAGCCCCAGUGGGGCCGGAAGUUUCUUUUGUAAAUGCAAAAUUGGACAGAAAGAAUAUCCUGGUGCUGUAGGUUCUACUAAACGGAAGGCAAAACAGUUGGCUGCUAAACUUGCAUAUGAACAGAUACAAUUAGAAAAAAGCUCAACGAAAGGUGAUUUGGGAUCCGCUGACGCUCCCCUGGCUGGGUCCAGUGACUGUGGGAGCAGCUUCUCGAUGGCACCCAAUUCUGAAUCAUCCUCUGAAAGUGGCUUUUCAGGAAAUGGAUCAGAGAGAAAUUAUAACAGUGACAGAGUUAGUAAUGCUCUUUCAUCUUCUGUGGGUAUUCUCAGAAAAAGUUUGGAGAAUGUGAAAAUAAAUUCGGCAUCUACAUUUGACUCUCCUGUAAACGAGCGUACUGUGGAUGAGCGGUUGAUCAAGGAUUUUGAAGAAAUAACACCAAUUGGCUCCGGUGCAUAUGGCAGUGUUUUCAAAGCAAAACACAGACUUGAUGGGACGACUUACGUUAUUAAACGUGUUCAAUACAAUGAUGAGGACGACGACAAAGACGAGAAGGUAAAGCGUGAAGUAAAAGUUUUGGCAAAGCUUAGUCAUCCAAAUAUUGUUCGCUACUAUAAUAGUUGGAUUGGAGAAGAUUACAUCAAAAGAUCAUUGAGGAAGUGCCUUUUCAUCCAAAUGGAAUUCUGUGAGAAAGGGACAUUGGAAGACUGGAUUGAGAUCAGAAGAGGGGAGAUUCCAAACAAGGAUUUGUCUUUGGGAUUAUUUCAGCAAAUAGUAACAGGAGUGGAUUAUAUACAUUCAAAGGGGUUAAUUCAUAGAGACCUUAAGCCAAGUAACAUAUUUUUAGUAGAUAUAAAACAAAUAAAGAUUGGAGACUUUGGACUUGUAACCUUCCAGGAACAUGAUAAACAGCGGACAGAAAACUGGGGAACUCGACUCUACAUGAGCCCAGAACAGCUCGCUUCAGUAGAAUAUGGAAAUGAAGUGGACAUCUUUGCCUUAGGGCUAAUUCUCUCAGAGCUUCUUUAUAUACCUCUCAGUCGUCAGGAAACAUAUAAGAUUUUCGAAGAUCUAAGGAAGGGCCAUGUCUCAGAUAUAUUUGAUGACAAAGAAAAAAUUCUCCUACAGAAAUUAGUUGCGACUGACCCCAAGAUGCGACCCAAAACAUCUGAAAUACUGAAGACUUUGAAGGAGUGGAAUAAUGUUCCAGAGGAAAAAAUGCGAAACACGCGUUAGUGCCUUUCUAAAAAAGUAGGCUGCUUCUGAUGUUCAAUUUUCUUGUAAUUGUCUAAAAUCUGCUAGGGAAUAUUGAUGAUAUUUACCUGUUAUUUUAAUUUUUCCCUUAUUUUUUUUAAAUACAUUUGCAGAAAGGUUUACACCUU